Effrenium voratum is the source of this 908-nucleotide messenger RNA. Lineage: Eukaryota; Dinophyceae; Suessiales; Symbiodiniaceae. The record is from the annotation of a GenBank genome assembly.
GGUGAGCGCACAAAGUGAAGCCACUUCGCUGAUUCACGCCUGGCUCUGCCACCAUGGUGCCGGAUGCAGGACCCGCACCGAGGCUCACCUGCCAGGCGCGUGUGGCGGGCGCGCGCGUGGCCGUCCUGGCCGGUGUUGCCAGCGUGCUGCUGACUGCCCGAUGGAUCAGUAGUGACAAGCCAGGCUCGGUUUUCGUGCUGCCGCGGACCCUGCGAGAGACCCAAAGGCCCGUGACACCUGCGCAACCUACGCAGACGCCGCAGGGGUAUCCGCGGGAGUCUGGCCGCUCCGCUUCGUCCAGCUCCUUUGCAUUCCUUGGAAUGUGUGCUGCCUGUGGUGUGCAGAUUGUGUCGAGGGUAACACGCAGUGGCAAGUUCAACCGGAAGCCGAGCAAGCAGACGGAUUGGAAUCAUCCACGACUGGGAUAUCGCAUCAAAGGCGCUCCUGGCUGGAAUGGCUCCCCUCACACCUGGACGGACCCCAUCCGGUGGGUUCAUCGCUUCCGCCGCAGAAUCCACAUCCGCCGGAAGGUUGAGGGUACGCCGGCAAGACCGAGACUUGCCAUCUACCGAUCCCACAUGCACAUGCAUGCCAGCGUUAUCGACGACACGCACGGCACUGGCAUCACAAUGGUUCAGGUGACAUCCAAGCAGACUCCUUCCCUGGAGAAGCUGCGAGAGAAGCAAGGAUGCGAGAAGGGCGGCGAGAAAACCUGGUCGGUGGAAGCGGCCGAGAUCGUAGGCGAAGAGAUCGCCAAGCAAUGCCUUGACAAGGGCAUCACCAUGGUAGUCUUCGACCGUGGUGGCUUCCGUUACGAGGGCCGAGUGAAGGCUUUGGCGGAGGCCGCGCGGAGCGGCGGCCUUCAGUUCUGAGCCGGGACAUGUGCAGUCCCAGAGUGGUGACAUUUU